This is a messenger RNA of Microdochium trichocladiopsis, 426 nucleotides long. RefSeq lists its product as uncharacterized. The transcript has a single exon. The record is from RefSeq and is a predicted model, not a curated record. The coding region runs from base 1 to 426 and encodes 141 amino acids. Lineage: Eukaryota; Fungi; Ascomycota; Sordariomycetes; Xylariales; Microdochiaceae.
AUGAAGGUCUCUGCCAUCACGGUUCUGGCCCUUAGCGCCAUCGGCGUCACUGCCGCCCCUGCCUCCGAGGAGUACACCAACCUCGCCAAGGACAGCAUCAUCAUCAAGUCUGCUGGGAACUACAAGCGUGACGCUCCCGAGCUCGCCAAGGACAGCAUCAUUAUCAAGUCUGCUGGUAACUACAAGCGUGAUGCUCCCGAGCUUGCUAAGGAUAGCAUUAUCAUCAAGUCUGCUGGCACUUACAAGCGGGACGCUCCCGAGCUUGCCAAGGACAGCAUUAUCAUCAAGUCGGCUGGCAACUACAAGCGAGACGCCCCUGAGCUUGCUAAGGACAGCAUCAUCAUCAAGUCCGCCGGCAACUACAAGAGGGAUGCGCCCGAGCUCGCCAAGGACAGCAUUGUUAUCAAGGCUGCUGGCUUCUACUAA